Molecule: messenger RNA, 1173 nt
Organism: Notodromas monacha
Lineage: Eukaryota; Metazoa; Arthropoda; Ostracoda; Podocopida; Cyprididae
Source: the annotation of a GenBank genome assembly
UUCAGAUACCACAAAAAAGAUAAAGAAGUGGACGAUGAUAACCCUCUGGAAAAGGCACAUUAUCAGUACACUGUCCAACGGGGAGUAAAAUGGCACGGGAAAGCUGGAAAAACGUGGACUUCACUCAGGAAUUCACUAACAUUAAAAGACGUGGAGAAACUCUUGGAGUCGAUCGAAGUCUCUCUGGUUUACUCCGAGUGGCGAGAUGCCCAAAGCUUCAUGAUGAUCUUCUCUGAUGGAUCUGUUGUGGUAUUGGAAGUAGGAUUAAGUUCGGGUGACGUCACGGGCUUGAGGCAUCUCAAGUUGAAGACUCCGGGCACCAUUUGCUCUGUGGGAGGUAAAGGAAAGACUCUUUUUCUUUGCGGACGACCUCGUUGGCUCGCCGUCAUGCCGUCCCCGCUCGCAACGAACCCGAGCACGGAACCCGAACCAUUCCCGACGUCCAGCAGCCCGCAAACCUUCGGCUCGACCACGACUCUUCGCCGGAGCAAGUUGUCCCUGGUGGAGAGUUUCUCUCUGGGUGGUGACGUGUACGAAAUCCCGGGACGCGGUGCAGAAAGCGAGGGCAACGAGGUCUACCUGGAUGACCCGGUUUUCCCGACUGCCGUGUUGGUGUGCUGGAAAGGGAUCGAGGGGUGUGACGGUGCUGCACCCUGGCAUCCCACGUCGUCCAAGAUUCUGGACUCGGCCAAUGUCCUGCUGUACACUUGUGAUUCGGAACAUCGCCUGCCGAUUUAUAGUUUGAAGUGGACUCCCGUGCCAAAAUGUAAAUCUCUUUUCAAACAUCCCUCUCCGGACACAACUGGAUUGUUGGUACAAACGUUGAGAGGGCCUUUCUGUUUUCUGCUUUUCACUGGGACGGGUUUUCCGUCACCCUGGGGAUUGCCUUCAUUGACGUCGAUGUACCUGAAAUUCGAACUGGUCUCGUGUGCUGUUUCGCUGCUUUCUGCUGUCGGUUGGAACGGCGACGGGACUGAGGCCAUGGCUGCGUUGUCAUUUAUUUGCAACAAGCUUAUGAAAGCUAGUCUCACAUCGGAGAACCUCAUGACGAUUCAGGCUGCGUUGGGAACGUUCCAUGCGUCCAAGAAGCCAUUGUCGAGUGCAGUGAUGGCGAGACAUGGAGGUUUCGUUCGAAAUUUGACCCGUCGGUUCUUCUUGCUACUGCUCAAGUGA